Molecule: messenger RNA, 2609 nt
Organism: Danio aesculapii
Lineage: Eukaryota; Metazoa; Chordata; Actinopteri; Cypriniformes; Danionidae
Gene: nuak2
Product: NUAK family, SNF1-like kinase, 2
Exons: 6
Coding region: 61-1800 (579 amino acids)
Biological process (GO): protein phosphorylation; microtubule cytoskeleton organization; intracellular signal transduction
Cellular component (GO): cytoplasm
Molecular function (GO): tau-protein kinase activity; ATP binding; protein serine/threonine kinase activity
Source: RefSeq, a predicted model, not a curated record
CCACUGUACAAGUCUCUCAGAUGCUGCUGCGCGCCGGUGUGUUCGGGACGGUAGCGGCUCAUGGAGAGUGUCGGUGCCCUGGAGGCGCCGGUAAAACGGCAGGCGGUGAAGAGACACCACCACAAACACAACCUCAAACACCGCUACGAUUUCCUGGAGACCCUCGGAAAGGGCACCUAUGGGCGGGUCAAGAAGGCCAUGGACCGGUCCGGCACAGCGGUGGCCAUUAAAUCAAUCCGUAAGGAGAAGAUCAGAGAUGAGCAGGAGCUCACACACAUCCGGCGGGAGAUCGAGAUCAUGUCGUCUCUCAGCCACCCGCACAUCAUCAGCAUUUAUGAAGUGUUCGAGAACAAGGAUAAGAUCGUGAUAGUGAUGGAGUUGGCCAGCAGAGGAGAUCUAUUCGACUACAUCUGUGACUCUCAGCCGCUGGCAGAGACGCAGGCCAGACACUUCUUCAGACAGAUCGUCUCUGCUGUACACUACUGCCACAGGAACGGGAUCGUCCAUCGUGACCUGAAGCUGGAGAACAUCUUGCUGGACUGCAACGGCAAUAUAAAAAUCGCAGACUUCGGCCUGUCCAACUUGUACCGCGGUGAUAAACUGCUGCAGACGUACUGCGGGAGUCCCCUGUACGCGUCUCCGGAGAUCGUGAACGGCCGUCCGUACAGGGGGCCCGAGGUGGACAGCUGGUCUCUGGGGGUCCUGCUCUACACACUGCUGCACGGAGCCAUGCCAUUCGACGGACACGACCACCGCAUACUGGUGCAGCAGAUCAGCAGUGGGAGCUACAAGAAACCCUCCAAACCAUCAGAUGCGUGUGGUUUGAUCCGCUGGAUGUUAAUGGUGAACCCGGAGCGCAGAGCGACUUUGGAGGACAUUGCCGGCCACUGGUGGGUCAACUGGGGCUUUGAGCUCCCUCUACUGGCUCAGAGUGAUCCUGCAACUGCACAUCCGGCUCCAGGACCAGCAGCUGUAGCGAGCCAAACCAGUGGAACGACUGGACCGACCCGCAUCGCGGACUGGCUGCGGCGCAGCUCUCGCCCCCUGCUGGAGAGCGGCUCUAAGAUGCGCUGCCUACUGCGGACAGGAGAGCCAGUGCAGAGGCAGCGCUCCUUACGCAGGUCUCGCAAAGAAAACAACAUCUCGCAGAGCAUGCAGGAGGCUCCUCGGCCCGCUAAAGGCAUCCUGAAGAAGAGGGGAAGCCUAAAACUGAAGGCGCCACCCGAACCCCAACUCAUGCCCUUAGAGGAGAAGAGCCCUAAUGCAUUAGUGGCCGCUGUCCUUCCUCCACCUCCGAAAGGCAUCCUAAAGAAACCUUCGGAAAGCGAGUCCGGCUGUUAUUCCCUCUCCCCACAGAACUCUGGUCAAACCCUUGAGAAUCCAUCGCCUGUUCCGCACCGCAAAGGAAUCCUCAAACGCCACAGCAAGUUUUCCGGCGGUCUGCAGGAAUUCGGCUCGCUGGAUCAGCUUGCACCGUGUUUGCCUGCGGUGGUGAACCGACCUCGACCUAGUGGAGCGGUUAGCGAAGACAGCAUCCUCUCCUCUGAGUCCUUCGACAGACUGGAUUUACCCGAGCGGGAGAUCCCAGUUGCACCAAUGGGGCGACCGUCAGGAAAACAGAGGAUGCGAGGAUGUGUUUCAGCAGACAAUCUCCUGGACCUGAAGGAGGACAGGACUCAGGGACACUGGGAGAUGGAGAUCGCCUACCGAGCAGGAGUGUCCGAUAGCAUUUUUUCAAUCACCGACUGUGAAAACGUCACGCAGACUUACAAGAAAGCUUUGGGAGCAAUCGCAACCUGAGAUGCAGAGAGACUAUGAAGUGCGGGAUCUCCAGGAAACAAGUCAAAGGAAUGGCAGAUGAGCGCUGGCAAGAUUUCAGACCCGACAGGAAGUGGGUUCUGACAGGAAACAGGAAGCCCUGUUUAGCGGACUCUUUGGUGGCGUUUUUGUGCCGACUCUCGUGGUUUUUAUCUGGUCAGCUGUCGAAUGAUGGCGACUGUUAUGCUUUGAAAUGUCUGUGGUUUUAAUGGACUCUUAAUGGUGUUGGCUACUAAAAUAAGAAAGUACCAAAGAUGAAUCUCACGUUCACCCAUUGUGAUCUUCUGUUUGUUUUAAAGUUGCCGUCUACAACUAAACGUUCUCCCAAUGCAAACAUUUAACGAUUGUCUGAAAGUGCUUCUGAAGAUCGAUCUCUGACUUUACAAUACGCGGACAUAAUAGUCUGUUAUGACUUAACAGUGCAGACUUUUGUUUUCCAUGAUAAGAACUCUUUCAGAUAAGAGUGUUUAAACUGCUGUAGAGCACACCGAGGUCUACAGAAUAAGAUCAAACUCCUCCAAAUCAUGUUGAGUAAUGGUGGUUUACUUUUUUGUUUUCGAGGGUGUGGGGAUAGCUCAGAAAGGGACGAAUGGUAUUUCAGUGUCAAAGGUUGUGUGAAUCCCCUGGAGUUUAUACAGUGUUCUCUGGGAUUCAUGGCAUGUCUUGGAGGUAAUGAGGUGCUUUUCUGUGUGUUUGGUGUCAUAUUUGAGUUUCUGCAUGUUUUUGUUUUUGCCAAAGUGCCUGAUUUAUCUGCCCUGAAUCAGCGGACCAAUAAAGCAGCACAAAAUGAA